Saprolegnia parasitica CBS 223.65 is the source of this 1662-nucleotide messenger RNA. RefSeq lists its product as hypothetical. The transcript is spliced from 6 exons. Gene Ontology annotation, biological process: transmembrane transport. The record is from RefSeq and is a predicted model, not a curated record. Bases 29 to 1612 code for a protein of 527 amino acids. NCBI's taxonomy places the organism in Eukaryota, Oomycota, Saprolegniomycetes, Saprolegniales, Saprolegniaceae.
UUCCCACGCUCCCAGUGCGCACCCGCGGAUGUCGACGGCUCGGAGCGCGGAUGGCGCGCCGCCGACCAAGACGACGUCCGAGGAAGAGGAGUUCAACUUCACGUGGACCAUGGAGAACCUCAAGCUCUACAACCCGGACUUUGACCUGACGCCCGAGGUGCUCGCGAUCCUCAAGCAGUUCUUCAUGCGCCUCGACCCGACCGACUCGGGCAAGAUCUCGGGCGCCGCGCUCCUCGAGAAGAUCCGCCAGGCCGACCCGUCGCAGCUCUACAUCACGACGGCCCAGCUCGAGCGGCUUACGCGCGAAAGCCUCGCGCGCCACGCCAAGGACGAGCCCCAUGGCGACGAGCAUGCCAUGACGAUGAUUUCAUUUGACGAGUUUUGCACGCUCGUCAUGCGCUGGAAAGAGAUUAGCCCCCUCGGCGUGCAGAUGGUCUACGCGUCCUGGGUCAAAGAGGUCUGCGCGAUCGAGUUUGGCCUCGUGAACGAAACGGAUGGCAUGUUCAUCAUCGAGAUCCCGCGCGUGCCCACGAUGGACGAGAAGGCGACCGUGCGCGUGACGCUGCCGCGCACGACGACGUACUUGCCGCCGGCGCCGCACCUCAACCACUUGCCACCGUCGCCGUCGACACCCAAGUCUGCGACGGCCCCGACAGACCACGUGACGACGGUCUCCAAGUCGUUUGCCGUCGGUGGCAUUGCCGGUAUGAUCUCCAAGUCGGCGCUCGCCCCCGUCGACCGCGUCAAGGUGCUCUUCCAGGUCACCGAGUCGCUCCACUUUUCACUGCGCAACGCGUACAAGCUCGGGCUCGAAAUUGCGACCCGCGACGGCGUCUUCGCGCUCUUUCGAGGCAACUCACUCAACUUGCUCCGUGUGUUUCCGUAUGCGGGCAUCCAGCACUCGUCGUUUGACUUUGUGCGCCGCCAGUUUCACGGCUACAACCACGAGCGGCACGAAGCUUUGGGCUCGGCACUGCCGUACACGAAGAAGCUCACGGACACGCAGCUCAUUCUCUCUGGCAGUAUCGCCGGCGGCGUCUCGGUCAUUUUCACCUACCCCAUGGACGUGCUCCGCACGCGCUACAUGGUGCAGCAAGGCAAGAUGCAGUACAAUAGCGUCUUGGACGCAGUUCAGUGCAUGUAUCGCACCGACGGGCUCCGGUCCUUCUCGCGUGGGCUCUUUGUCAAUCUCUUGGGGAUUGUGCCGUACACAGGCAUUGGCUUUACGCUCAACGAGAAAUUCAAGCAGUACCUCGCCGACAUCCAGUACGAGCAGCGGUCGCCAGCCGUGUCGCGCGAGCAGUACACGCUCUCGCCCUUCUCCAAGUUUCUGUGCAGUUAUUUCGCGGGCUCGAUGGCCCAAACCGUCACGUACCCGCUCGAUACGAUCCGGAAGCGCAUUCAAAGCGACGGCUACCUCUCGGGCGCCCAUGCUGGCGAGCGCAAAUACACCAACCUCCGCACCACGUGCCGGCUCAUUUUGCAGAACGAAGGCCUCCGCGGCUUUUACAAGGGCGCGACCGUCACAUGGCUGCGGGGACCGCUCUCGACCGGCAUUAGCCUCACAGUCUACGACGUCCUCAAAGAAGUCGUUGGCGUCGAAAAGGUCUAGCCGCCAGUAUAUAUAAUAUGUCGAGAGUCCAAUCUGAUAGAGCCUUUUAC